Messenger RNA from Hymenoscyphus albidus, 7192 nucleotides. The record is from the annotation of a GenBank genome assembly. NCBI's taxonomy places the organism in Eukaryota, Fungi, Ascomycota, Leotiomycetes, Helotiales, Helotiaceae.
GGCUGAUUGAUAUUGGGCAUUGCAACCUUAUGUGACUCCGUACUGCGGUAGGUUGAUACUCCGCAGCGACUCGCCCACCAGUUCCCCUUCCCCUCCAUCCACCAGCAUCCACACAUCUCUAUCGCCGCCACCACCCAUCGCCUGCACAUAUCCACUAAUGACCUGCAGCGACCGUACAACGCUGCCCUCCCUCCUCCCCAUUCCAUCUCAUCCACCACUGAAGACCUCCGUACACAAACCACCCAUCUCCAUCCUUUGGUACUGUACUCCGUACUACCGCAUCUACGUCCAGCCUCGAAGCCCCAAAUAAGGCCCUGAAGGCACCCCUCUCGUCCCUGCAUCCCCAUCACCAUCCCAAUCGCGCCCCUGCACACAUGCACUCCUGCCCCUGCCACAGACGCUGUUAGCUGUUACGGAAUUUACAACACUCCGACUGAUUGGGCUUCACCUCAGUGCCCCAGGAGUAAAGCUUGUCCAGAAGAUUGAACUAGGAUAACCAAAUAACGAAAGGGCCCUCAAUUCGAGGAUUUCUAAGACGUACCUGAACACUUCAUUCACGCGCCCCCGUAUGAACAUCUGGAUUGCUACACGACGCUACUCAAAACGCCCCAUCUCUAAAACCAUUCAAGCAUACCUCUGUUAAAGGACAAAUACCAACUACAUACAGCAUACCACACCUCAAUCCCUCCACUGAUAGUGUUCUUCUACGACUCCCGACCAAACGGUCGAAGUGCUGGUCGCAUUUCAGAAAGAUGGAUCCCCAUACCAAUGGCUAUCAGAUGCCGCAGAUGCAACAACCCCUCAUGAAUCCGCCACCACAAAUCUUUGGAGGAUAUAGCGCCGAUGGCAUACCCAUGAAUGGAAGCAUGUCGGAUCUGUCUGGGGCAUUAUUUGGGGAUGGAACCUUGUUGGACGAUAGUAAUGAGGCAAAGAGGAGGAGGAUCGCGAGGGUAGGAUACUCUCGGAUUUCACCAAUAUCGCCCUUCAGCUCUUGCUGACUUGCAAACAGGCUUGUGAUAUGUGUAGGAAGAAGAAGAUCAAGUGCGACGGAAAGAUGCCAGCAUGCACCCACUGCAUCAACUACAAGACGGAAUGUGUCUUCACACAGGUUGAGAAGAAGAGGAACCCACCAAAAGGGUAUGCACAGGCAUGGGAAUAGGAUGGGAUAAAUUGCUAAUGUUAGAUUAGUGCGAAAUAUAUCGAAGGUCUGGAGAAUCGAUUGGGAAGAAUGGAGAGCUUGCUGAGGUUAUCCGGUUCGUUCUGAAACACAAUGUUUUCGCGCAUUUGUAAGCAUCCAUAUACUAACUUUUUUCAGGAUUGUUGAAGGAGGAUGACAAUGGGCGAACGGAUCUGGGUACAUUGGAGAAACGACUUGCGGACCAACAAGCGCGGAGAGCCUCACAAGCACCAACCUCCGGUCCAACAUCGCCCACGCAUAGCUCUCCCGGACACGAACCAAAUUCUACACCCACUCCACGGAGCACUCUUGCCUCACCUGAACCUUCAGGCCGAAAUGGCGAGAAGCGCUAUUCACACGUUACGGUGGAGGAGGAAGAGGAGAAGCAAGAAGGCGUGGAAGAACUCUCUGAUAUGAUGUGCUCUUUGGUGACCAAUAAUUGUGGUGAAACUCGAUAUAUUGGUAAUGCUAUCUGCUAAAACUGUUUUAUUUUAUUUUACAAGAUAUACUAAUCAGACACUAGGUUCAUCUUCUGGAUUUUCCAUUUUCUCUCCAAAAGGCAUUCAAUGGGUCAACGAUAAAACUGGCGAUUCUUCUUUCCAAGAAAUGAUAUCCGCAUCUUCCGUAGACGAAAACAAAUACAUGUACUGGAAGCCCGAAGUUUUCGGAGACCUCUUUCAUCGUAGAGUAUUCAGACCGCUCCCGCCAAAAAACGAAUGUAUUUCUUUGAUGAAGGACUUUUUCGAAAAUUUCAACUGCAUGUUCCCACUUUUUCAUCAGCCAACAUUUAUGCAUCUUGUCGAUAGGCAGUAUUCGCGAGACCCAUACGACGGAUCUGGAUGGUGGGCUAGUUUAAAUGUUGCGCUUGCCAUUUCGCAUCGAUUACGAGUUAUGAGUAAUUUGGUCCCGGCAGAGGAAGAUGAAAAAGCUUGGGGAUACAUGAAAAACGCACUUGGGGUAUUUACGGAACUCACAAUGCGAAAUACUGAUCUUCUUAGCGUGCAAGCCCUUCUUGGAAUGUCACUAUUUAUGCAGGGUACACCAAACCCACAGCCUUCAUUUUUCUUGGUUGCGGCUGCGAUACGCCUGUCGCAUAGUAUCGGACUUCACAAGAAAGGUUCUGGUUUCAAUUUGAACCCAGUUGAAAUUGAGCAGCGAAAACGAGUGUUCUGGAUUGGUUACAUGUUGGAUAAAGAUAUUUGCCUCCGAUCAGGUCGACCUACUGUGCAAGAUGACGAUGACAUGAAUGUCGAGCUACCGAGCGCGGACCCAGACGACAAUAUUGGCAAUAUCCCUCUGGCGGAUGGAAAAGGAAAAGUGAACAUAUUCCGUCUUAUGUGCGAAUUUGCUACUAUCGAGAGUAAAGUAUACAAACAUCUAUACUCAACAAAGGCGGCAAAACAAACGGACGGCGAGCUUCUUAAUACUAUCGGAGAACUCGACCGACAGUUGGAGGAGUGGAAGGAUAAUAUUCCUGUCGACUUCCGCCCAGAACACGAAAUCAAGGCUUCCCAUACGCCAUUAAUAUUACAUAUUGUUGUCCUUCAUUUCACUUACUACAAUUGUCUGACAACAAUUCAUCGUAUGUCCGUUCAUCACGGCUACUGGACCAGCCGAUUAUCAAAUUACGCCAUUCAAGGGUUGAAUGCUAAACCGCUCAAUCCUCGUGUAUUUUCGUCAGCCGCUCUUUGUGUUUCUGCAGCCCGUGCUUCGAUACAUCUGAUCAAAUAUGUCCCUCAAGGGGAUUUUGCUUGCGUUUGGUGAGUUUUGUAUUUGCGCACAGUCGUAAUCAAUAGCUAAUAUAUAACAGGCUCAUUCUUUACUUCCCCGUAUCGGCGCUUGUAACAUUAUUCGGUAACAUUUUACAAAACCCACAAGAUCCUCGAGCUCGUGCAGACGUUCGACUGAUGGGUCUUGUGGUCCAAUUUUUAUCCAUGUUGGGUUCGGAAGAAGAGAAUGGUGGUGUGAAGCGUAUGCUGGGUGUUUGUACUGAAUUCGAAAGAAUCGCCAAGGCGGUUUUGGAUAAGGCAGAAAAAGAGAGUUCUUCAAGAAGAAAACGCAAGAGUGAUGGCGAUCAUUUGGGCAAAACAAAACAGGCACCUCCACAACCCAUGCCACACCCCGGGCAUCCACCAAAUAUCGCGGGUGUUUUCUCUCCAGCCAUGUCUCAACAGAGCAUUCAACAAAACGGCUUCACAGGUACUCCGAUGGCCAACCACGCUUCCCCUCCACCACCAUUAGAUUAUCAGCAAGAAUUCGGAAACUUUGGACAGGAUUUCGCAACUCCGAAUGCUGGAAUGACUGCUUUCCCUGGAGAUAUGGGAUAUACCACAAAUGGUGGUCAAAUUGGUUCUCCACUCGACAUGAACUCUUUCCAACAACCAUUCGUACCUCAAGAUAUGUGGCAGAUGCCUAUGACUUUGGAGUGGGAUUGGGCAGAAAUGGCAGGUGGUGCCUAUCCUAGCUUCGAGAACGGAAUUGUAGGCGAUCCAGGACUGCACAAUUCUAAUAAUCAGCACCUACAACAUCAACCGAUGUAACAUGUACGUUGAGAAAAGCCAAGUCUGAGGGAAGGGAAUAGGGAUGCAUAGACUGGGAGUUCUGCUUUUCCUUUUAAUCAUGGAUGCUUUAUGAGUUUUGAUAUGGGAAUGCUUUUUGGCUUUUGGGAUUCAUGAAUUUUGCGACGGCGUUGCUGAGAAGCGAUUUUUUCUGAUCAAGAGCAUUUAAGCGUGAGCCUUAGUGGGCUUACUAUGUAUUCACUCCUCUUCAGCGGCGUCUCUUGGGAUUUUAAAGGGAAGGGAAUUUAAGAUUGACGGCUGGACUGGCUGAACUUUGCGUUACGUGGACAGAUCAAUACCUCUAAUUGUUAUUAUAGCAGCAGUAAUACACGUUGUAGAGAAGCAAAACCCUGACAAGGCGUAUCUAUGUGAAUACCUGUGUGACCUUUAUUGUUAGUAGUGAGCAUCAACAAGAACCUUGUACAAAAAUUGGACCUCGGAGUUAAAUCACGUGUGUAAGGCAAAAAGAAAGCUCUCGAAAGAAUCGCAGUGCUUCGUAAGGGUCAUGGGUGUUAGCUUCAGAUCAAAGUCCGACGACAGCCCAUCACCACCUCCCAAUGAAAUAACACCGGAAUAAAGGUCACUGGAAAACCGCCUCACGACACAUUACAGUGACUUCGUCGCCCCCGAUCUCCUGAAGGUUCGUCCUUCUCAGCCCAAGGAUGAGCUCGAUAUUACGGCAGUCGAGCGGUUCUCUGGCACGAAUCUCGAGAUCAACCUAUCCAUUCGCCGUGGUCUGUCGCACCGCCACCCAAAGCAGUUUCUUCAGAGCUGCGCAAGCUUCGAGGAUAUCAGUCAGCCAGACGAGAGCGUAUACGAAUCCCCCGCCGAGGAAAUCCAAAGACAAUGGCGCAGCGAAGAAGGGAAAUGGAGAAAAGACGGACCCGCAAGCUGCGGCUGGGACGGGACAUUUAGGUCAUGACAAACCAUCUCCGUCAAAACCAGCAGAAGAUGGCAAGUCUACGGAUGAGACCAAGGCAAAAUCCGCAGAGGAGGCUCCUUUAGAACCGGGAAUGGUUAGGAUGGGACCGGAGGAAGAGAAGCUGAUGGCAGCCCAGUUCACGAAGCUGAAGGCCGGAUUGCCACAAUCCUCGGUGGAGAUUGUCGACCGGGCGUUUGAGCUAAUGAAGCAAAAAGGGAUUCCCAAGGAGAUCGUGGACUUGUUAAGGGAACACGGUAACGGGAAGACUUUCUCGAUGGUGGCGAUGGGCAAGUUGUUUAAAUUGUCGGUGAAACUAGUCGGUUCAAUUGUGAACCAGUUAAGUGAAGAGGAACUUAAUAAAGAAAACAAGGAGUGGCAGGAGAAGAAGAGGAUCCUGUCAGAUUUCGAGAGCAAUGAAACGAAGUCGAAAGAGAGUGGUGGUGGUGCGGGGUCUCCGCCACCGGGUGGAAAGAAGAGCAACAAGAGCAAGCAAGUUCCACCAGGAUUUAAAGUCCAAGAGUUCAAAUUUGAUAUGAGUACGCUUUUACUGUCGGGUUUCACAUCCUGGCUCUUGUGGAAAAUGGUUAUGCCUGGCGAGCAGGGGCGGGAUAUCACGUACCAGGAAUUCAAAAGCACCUUUUUCGAUAAGGGAUUAGUUGAAAAACUUACAGUUGUCAACCGGGAUCGAGUCAGGGUUGGAUUACACAGAGAAGCUGCACAGUCAAUGUACCCAGACUCACCAGCCGCAAACCCAAAUUUCCAUUACUACUUUUCCAUAGGCUCUGUUGAGGCUUUUGAGAAGCGAUUAGAAGAUGCUCAGAAUGAAUUGGGAAUUCCAAGUUCGGAACGCAUACCAAUUAGCUAUACCAGGGAUACAGAUUCCUUCUCACUUCUUAUCAACUUUGGGCCUACACUUCUAUUCUUGGGUGCCAUAUACUUCAUGACAAGAAGGGCUGGAGGCGGUGGGGGAUCAAGUGGUGUUUUCGGAAUGGGAAAAAGUCGUGCUAGGCAAUUCAACCACGAAACUGAUAUCAAGGUAAAGUUCAAGGAUGUCGCGGGUAUGGACGAAGCCAAGUUGGAGAUUAUGGAAUUCGUCUCAUUUCUCAAGACACCUGAGCAAUUCGAACGACUGGGUGCCAAGAUUCCUCGAGGAGCCAUUCUUUCUGGUCCACCCGGUACUGGUAAAACUUUGUUAGCAAAGGCCACAGCUGGAGAAUCAGGCGUGCCUUUCUUUAGUGUCAGUGGUUCCGAGUUUGUAGAGAUGUUUGUUGGUGUGGGUGCUUCCAGAGUUCGGGAUCUCUUCUCUCUGGCAAGAAAAAAUACGCCUUGUAUUAUCUUCAUUGAUGAAAUUGACGCAAUUGGAAAAGCUCGUGGAAAAGCUGGUUCUUUCAAUGGUGGAAAUGAUGAACGAGAGGCGACUCUCAAUCAGAUUUUGACCGAGAUGGACGGUUUCAAUACGUCUGAACAGGUUGUGGUUCUUGCUGGUACCAAUCGAUCGGAUGUUCUCGACCAGGCCUUGACAAGACCUGGACGUUUUGAUAGACAAAUUGCCAUUGACCGACCUACGAUGGAAGGUAGAAAACAGAUUUUCUUGGUUCAUCUGAAGAAAAUCGUUACCUUCGAGGACCUGGAUUUCUUGACUGGUCGUCUUUCUGCUCUUACUCCUGGAUUCUCAGGUGCAGACAUCGCCAACUGUUGUAACGAGGCAGCAUUAAUUGGUACGUCGUUGAUUUCCUUUUCUGAAACUCGUUUUGCUAAUAUUCCACAGCCGCACGCACAGAAUCCAAGUCAGUAGCGAUGAUCCAUUUUGAGCAAGCUAUUGAGCGAGUAGUUGGAGGUUUGGAGAGGAAAACUCUCAUCCUCAAUCCUGAAGAGAAGCGAACGGUCGCCUAUCACGAAGCAGGUCACGCCAUCUGUGGUUGGUACCUGAAACAUGCCGACCCUCUCCUCAAGGUCUCUAUCGUUCCUCGUGGCCAAGGGACUCUUGGAUAUGCACAAUACCUCCCUGCAGGCGACUCCUACCUCAUGACCACCAAUCAACUCAUGGAUAGAAUGGCCAUGGCACUCGGUGGCCGUAUCUCUGAAGAACUUCAUUUCGAUACCGUCACCUCGGGUGCUUCGGACGAUUUCAACAAAGUCACACGCAUGGCCACAGCCAUGGUGACCAAGUGGGGAAUGUCCAAGAAAGUCGGGACUCUCCAUUUCCAGGAUAGCGAUGACAGAUUCAACAAGCCCUUUGCGGAGUCGACGGCACAGGCGAUUGAUAGCGAAGUGCGUCGCAUCGUGGACGAGGCAUAUACCAAAUGUAAAGACCUACUCACGGAGAAGAAGGCGGAGAUUGGUAUCGUAGCCGAGGAACUUCUCAGCAAGGAGGUUCUCGGACGCGAGGAUAUGGUGAGACUGCUUGGCCAACGACCGUUUGAGGAGAACAAGGACUUUGUCAAGUAUUUUAAUAAUGCUGGGCCGAAGAGUGCACCGCCUCCACCGCCUACCGAGAUGACCGGCCAUGGACCGGAAAAACCUCUUCCUAUCUGA